Beta vulgaris subsp. vulgaris (sugar beet) is the source of this 572-nucleotide messenger RNA. Its product is annotated as mini zinc finger protein 1. Gene Ontology annotation, biological process: regulation of developmental process; regulation of DNA-templated transcription. Gene Ontology annotation, cellular component: nucleus. The record is from RefSeq and is a predicted model, not a curated record. The transcript has a single exon. Gene Ontology annotation, molecular function: DNA-binding transcription factor activity; transcription cis-regulatory region binding. NCBI's taxonomy places the organism in Eukaryota, Viridiplantae, Streptophyta, Magnoliopsida, Caryophyllales, Amaranthaceae. Bases 98 to 373 code for a protein of 91 amino acids.
CCUAAAUACUCUGCAUUUCUCCAGUAGUACUUGUAUUAUCAGUUCAUAGAAUAAGAAAAUCUUGUUCCAACUGCUCCCUUUUUUGAGUCAUAAUAAUAUGACAAGAAAAACAGUUGUUUUAAGGUCAGAAACUAGGAGUACCUAUCAAGUUAACCGUGUAAACUAUAGGGAGUGUCAAAGAAACCAUGCUGCAAACACUGGUGGGUAUGCAGUAGAUGGAUGCAGAGAGUUCAUAUCAGUUGGAGCUGAAGGAACUGAUCUCGCUCUCGUGUGCGCUACGUGUGGCUGUCAUCGCAACUUCCAUCGCAGAGAAGUGCAAUCUGAGCUUCAGUCUGAGUCUUCUCAUGCAUCUUCAUCUUGUGACACAAUUUGAGUGCACAAAUCUUAUCUUAUUGUUAUAAGAUGUAUGUAUCAUCUUCUAAGUUCCAAGUCCUAAGGUCUAUGACAGUUUUAUAUGUUCCAUACUCUAGUUCAAACUAUGAUCAUUUACAUGUCUGUGGGUGGACUGUGGAGUAUGUAAGUAGUAAGUUCUAAUGUCAGUAUUCCAGCAUGAAAAUCUAUAUAUAGAUCAA